Molecule: messenger RNA, 618 nt
Organism: Closterium sp. Yama58-4
Lineage: Eukaryota; Viridiplantae; Streptophyta; Zygnematophyceae; Desmidiales; Closteriaceae
Source: the annotation of a GenBank genome assembly
AUGUUGACCUUCCACGAUGGUGCUUCAUGCGAUGUGAUCGCAUGGCUGAACGACGCCUGGAUGAACAUCCCGGCGCGCACCAUCCAGAGGUGCUGGUGGCGCACGGGAUGCCUUCCGCUCGUAUGGGCCAUGGACUUGGCGCAUGUCGCGGCGGAGGGUGCCUGCAACCCAGCCAGUGUGGCCGACAUUGGGCUCGACGCCGAGGUCGACGGGGUCGGCCUCCUUGUCGACCGUCUCUAUCUCUGUUCUAGCUCGAUGGCGGCGACGGAUUUCAUCGCCGUGGAUGACAACCAACCUACUUGCGCGGAGCCGGGUGAUGAUCCUCUUGCGGCGGAGCCGCGUCUGGCCCCUACGCACGACACGUGGGCGCCGCCCUCGACAAUGCAGGAGGUCUACGACGAUGCCAACUCGGCAUCCCGCGAAGCGCGGCGCACGGCACGUGCGGCAUGCGAAAUGCUAAUCGGUUAUGCGAAGGCGACCUGCAUCACCCCGCGGGACUUGUGCACCCUCUUCGAUAUCCGCAACCCCAUUAUCCGGGCGCGGAUGGAGCGCGCAAGCCCGCCUCUGAACCUCAACUCGACCCCGCCCCCCGCCAUGACGGUUGCCUCUACCCCAUAG